UUACCGAUGAAAUUGGAAAUAUAUGAAGGAUUACAUCAUAAUUUGUGUCUAAAUCUGCGAUUAGGAAGAUCUUCCACAGAGAUCACAACAUGUUAUAUUUAUCAGGAAUUUCCCUGCCUCGUCUGGUUGCCACAAUGGUAGUGGCUGGACUCGUCUCUCUGACAAUCCUCUAUUGCUCACCCUCAACUCCAAAGAACUGUCCAUCUCCGCUGCCAAAUCUGAAACAAGAAGAAAGUUACUCUACCAAGAAAAGCGACGCUCUGACGAACAAAAUAAUAGAAGACAAACCUAUCCUUCUGUUGUGGUUCUGGCCUGAAAAUUACUUCUUUGAUUUCAGUGACUGCAAAACCAUUUUCAACAUUGAUGGUUGUCAUUUGACGGAUAAUCGAUUACUCUAUGAAAAAUCAGAUAAUGUUCUCAUUUAUCACAAAGCCAUCAGCUGGGAUCUGUCCAACCUUCCUCCAUCGCCUCGUCCUCUGUUUCAGAAGUGGAUUUGGUUUAAUGUAGAGUCACCGACCAACACCAGAAAAAAACCUGGUCUGGAAAACCUCUUCAAUCUCACCCUGAGCUACAGAGAGGAUGGAGAUAUUCCAGUACGAAUGCGAUUGAAAACCAGAAAGACACCAGCCGAUGACUUUGUCAUUCCCAAAAAGGACAAACUGGUUUGUUGGAUUGUAAGUAACAAAGCAACAUAUACAGGUGCCGGCACAAGGAACAAGUAUUAUGAGGAGCUCAGAAAACACAUAAAUGUCACUGUGUUUGGAAAGGCUUUUGGAAAGUUUUUGGAUUACAAUCAGUACUAUCCUACCCUCGCUAGCUGCAAAUUUUACCUCUCCUUUGAGAACUCCAUCCACAAGGACUACAUCACUGAGAAGUUAAAUGGUCCUCUUGCUGUAGGAACUGUUCCUGUGGUUUUGGGUCCUCCAAGAAAGAACUAUGAAAACUUUGUUCCUGGAGACGCCUUAUUCAUGUGCAGGACUUCCCAGAUCCAAAGUCACUGGCAGAAUAUCUGCUUCAGCUGGAUAAAGAUGACGUUGCAUAUCGGAGAUACUUCAACUGGAGGAAAUAUCUUGUGGCAACUCCUCAUUUAAUACAGCGGACUCAAGAGUUUGUUCUGGCUAUAUGCACUGCCUGUGAUUAUGUAGCACACCAUAAGGAAUAUAAAGACGCUCAUAAUAUAUACGACUGGUUUUUUCAUUAAUACAAGUAUGAUCUCAGAUUUGUAAACUGGUAAUUCAUGGAGGGAUUUGCAAUACGCUUUAUAAGGUGCGUGCGUGUGUCUGUUUUUUUUUUUUUUCACUUUGUUGUAGGGUAGUAUUAAAUAUAACUGCAGGAAUUAAAA
Messenger RNA from Danio rerio (zebrafish), 1342 nucleotides. It is a transcript of the gene fut9b.5, whose product is annotated as fucosyltransferase 9b, tandem duplicate 5. NCBI's taxonomy places the organism in Eukaryota, Metazoa, Chordata, Actinopteri, Cypriniformes, Danionidae. Gene Ontology annotation, molecular function: glycosyltransferase activity; 4-galactosyl-N-acetylglucosaminide 3-alpha-L-fucosyltransferase activity; alpha-(1->3)-fucosyltransferase activity. Gene Ontology annotation, cellular component: Golgi apparatus; Golgi cisterna membrane; membrane. Gene Ontology annotation, biological process: glycoprotein biosynthetic process. The record is from RefSeq and is marked validated.